AUGGCGGAUGGGGAGGACAUCCAGCCCCUCGUUCUUGACAUCGGAACCGGAAUGGUUAAGGCCGGAUUUGCCGGGGACGAUGUUCCCAGGGCUGUCUUCCGCAACAUCGUGGGCCAUGCGAGGCAUCCCGGCGUCAAGGUUGGGAUGGGCCAGAAAAACGCGUAUGUCGGGGACGAAGUCAUGUCGAAGAGGCGCAUCCUCAACUUGAAGUCUCCGAUGGAAAAUGGGAUCGUGCGCGAUUGGGAGGACAUGGAGAAGGUCUGGCAUCACACUUUCCACGACGAGCUGCGCGUCAAUCCCGAAGAGCAUCCGGUGCUCCUCACCGAAGCGGCCCUCAACCCUAAGGCCAAUAGAGAGAAGAUGGCGCAGAUCAUGUUCGAGACCUUCAAUGUCCCUGCUUUGCAUGUUGAUGUCGGAGCAGCUCUCUCCCUCUACGCCAGUGGCCGUACUACAGGUAUGGUGCUAGAUUCUGGGGAGGGAGUGACCCACACAGUGCCGAUCUAUGAAGGUUACAAGGUGGACCCUUCCGUUAGUUGGCUAAACCUCGCGGGGAGAAGCUCGACCGAAGCUUUGAUGAACAUCUUAAGUGAGAGAGGUUAUCCAUCUAUAAUAACAGAAGAUCGAGAAAUCGUUUGCGACAUCAAGGAGAAGCUCGGGUACGUGGCUCUUGAUUACGAGAAGGAGCUUGAAGCCACUGAAAGCAGUUCGACAAUUAAGAAACAAUAUGAGUUACCCGAUGGACAGGUCGUAACCAUCGGAGCUGAGCGGUUCGAGUGUGCUGAAGUCCUAUUCCAGCCGCAACUUGUCGAUAUGGACAUGCCCGGGAUUCACGAGGCCGUUCACAGUUCGAUCAAGAAGUGUGACGAUGACCUCUGGAAGGACCUCUAUGGGAACAUCAUGCUAAGCGGAGGAUCGACUAUGUUUCCAGGAUUCGCUGAGCGCCUCAGUAACGAGAUCACCGCCCUCAAGACACGCAACUAUAAAGUCAAGGUGGUCGCUCCUCCGGAGAGAAAGUACAGCGUUUGGAUUGGAGGGUCCAUACUUGCUUCUCUUAGCACAUUCCAGACGAUGUGGAUUUCAAAGGCUGAGUACGAUGAAGAUGGCCCGUCCAUUGUUCACGAAAAGCGCUAG
Messenger RNA from Syzygium oleosum, 1131 nucleotides. Its product is annotated as actin-7-like. The record is from RefSeq and is a predicted model, not a curated record. The coding region runs from base 1 to 1131 and encodes 376 amino acids. NCBI's taxonomy places the organism in Eukaryota, Viridiplantae, Streptophyta, Magnoliopsida, Myrtales, Myrtaceae. The transcript has 4 exons.